AUGCACUUGCAGUGUGUACUUGGAUUUCUGGCUCUAGUGAGUUUGAGCCAAAAGACCUUGGCCAAGGGAUUUUUAACCAGCAAACCCAUACAGCUUGAAGAAACCACAGUGGAGCCUGUGGCGGCUUCACCUUCCCCAUCACCUCCUCCAUCCAAUAGAGACAUCACGGUGGGUCCUUGUAAAUGGGCUAUUGGUCGAAGCUGUCCCGAUCCGGAUGUCAAGUUUUAUAUAUACACACGUCACAACCCAAUGGAUCGCCAGUGCUUGCACAUAGAUGAGAGCCUUGAGAAGUCCAAUUUGACGGCCUCGUACUUUAAUCCAAGAUAUCCCACGAAGAUCAUAAUCCAUGGCUAUAACUCGGAUAUGUUUCUACAUCCUUUGCAGCAGAUGAGAGAAGAAUACUUGGCCAAGGCGGAUUACAACAUUAUCUAUGUGGACUGGAGCAUCCUGUCGCCAGGACCUUGCUAUAUCAGUGCUGUCCAUAACACCCGUCAUGCCGGCACUUGCACCGCCCAGUUAGUAGAGCGUUUAGUGGAAACAGGGAAUACGGAUAUCCAUAUAAUAGGUUUCUCUCUUGGAGCUCAACUGCCCAACUACGUAGCCCGAAAUCUAACCUCCUUCACGCUGCCCAGGAUUACGGGAUUAGAUCCCGCCAUGCCGCUUUUCAUAACCGCUGGCAACGCGGAUAAGUUGGACCCCAGCGAUGCCAGCUAUGUGGAUGUGAUCCAUACAAACGCCCUGGUCCAGGGUAAAAUGGAGAGAUGUGGUCAUGCGGACUUUUAUAUGAAUGGUGGAAUCAUGCAACCUGGCUGUAAUGGACAGAAAAUAAAUUCCUUUGCCUGCAGUCAUCAGCGUGCUCCUGCUUACUUUCUGGAAUCCAUACGCUCCCCCAAAGGCUUCUGGGGAUGGGCCUGCAGUGGCUAUAUCGCCUAUCUCCUGGGGAUGUGUCCACCAACAAAUUUCCUUCUAGAGGCUGGAGAUAAUAUCCGCCCCACCACAAGGGGCAUGUACAUGAUAGAUACCAACGAUAGUUCACCAUUUGCUUUGGGUAAGUGGACGGAUUUGCCCACUUUGGGAGCCAAGAGGCCAUUUCUACGUGGGCCUCCGCAAAAGGUGAAGGCCCCACCGAACCAGGGCGUGGAUCCUCUGCUCCAGCACAUAGAUCAGUUUGGUAAAUUGGCUGCCAACUUUAAUAAUCUUCAAGGGUUUCCGAAUGCUCAGAAUCCCUACGAGCACUGGACUAGUUUCAGUCCGGAGCAGAAGGAAAACCAUGAAGAGGAUGACUCCGUAGAGGAGCAGGAUCUGGUGGAGUUCGAGGAGCUCGACGAUCGGCAGGUGACUACGCCAGCUCCUUCUCUGAACUGGUGGGAUUACAGAAGGAAUCUAACGUAUGGAUUCAUAGAGAAUAAUAUAUUCGCAGUGCCAACCUUAGAUUAGCCACAAAACCAUUUAAAAACCCCUACCUUGCCCUCAUUCCUUACUAAUAUUUAAGAAUCGUCCCCUAAGCUAAAACCCUUUUAAAAAAAUAGUCUAAUAGUUCCAUUAUUUGGGUUCCUUUUAUAGCAAAAUGUUUAUUAAAUUCCUGACCGCUUAAAAUAAAAUAUAAGAUUAGAAGGCUACGCAUGCAGAGAAUAAAAUAAACCAUCUCGUAAAAAUAGUUUUUAUUGGGCCAAUCAUCAUAAGGGUAAUCAUAAUCGUUAAAUAAUCGGUCUCUAAUAAUCAAUUUCUCAAUCUUAAUAAUUGUAACAAUCAUUGGCUUAAAAUGCCGGAUGAUGAAGUAUCGAAUAAAUGAUGAAAUUCAAUGUGUAUGUGAAUAAUCUAGGGAGUUACGAACAUAAUAGCUUGUUUGUUGAUUUUAUGUUAUGGUACGUGGUAUUAACUUGAUUCCAUACUGAAUAUUAUCGGGCCUGUAAAAUGUAGACAGCCGGAUCGAGGUGUGCUAGUCCU
Molecule: messenger RNA, 1947 nt
Organism: Drosophila bipectinata
Lineage: Eukaryota; Metazoa; Arthropoda; Insecta; Diptera; Drosophilidae
Product: pancreatic triacylglycerol lipase
Biological process (GO): lipid catabolic process
Molecular function (GO): lipase activity
Source: RefSeq, a predicted model, not a curated record